This is a messenger RNA of Centruroides sculpturatus (bark scorpion), 829 nucleotides long. Its product is annotated as octopamine receptor-like. Gene Ontology annotation, cellular component: membrane. Gene Ontology annotation, molecular function: G protein-coupled amine receptor activity. Gene Ontology annotation, biological process: adenylate cyclase-activating adrenergic receptor signaling pathway. The transcript has a single exon. The coding region runs from base 1 to 738 and encodes 245 amino acids. The record is from RefSeq and is a predicted model, not a curated record. NCBI's taxonomy places the organism in Eukaryota, Metazoa, Arthropoda, Arachnida, Scorpiones, Buthidae.
AUGAUAUUUUUAGUUUGGGUAAUAAGUGGAUUAAUUUCGGUUCCUCCUCUGUUCGGUUGGAACGAUUGGCCCGACAUGUUUACCGAAGACACUCCAUGCCAAUUGACAGCAGAAAGAGGUUACGUCAUAUAUUCAGCUAGCGGUUCCUUCUUCAUACCCCUCAUAAUCAUGACUUGCGUUUAUUUUAAGAUAUUCCAAGCUGCUAGACGAAGAUUAAGAGUCAAAAUUCGAAAUGCGGGGGAAAUCACUAAAGGCGAUAAAUCGAAAGAGAAAGUUGUUGAAACUCUCUCCGUUAUGGUUCAAAAGGAACUAGAAAAUUCAGCCACUUCGAUUUAUCCCGGUUCGAUAUCAAUUCAAGACGAAAUAUCUGAUGUUCCACAGGACAAAGAAACGGCCUUUUCUGUAAACGGUAAUACUAAAGGAAAUUCUGUACAGUCUGCUCCAUCGAGUGUCAAAAAAUAUAUGGAAGAAAAGCAAAGAAUAUCUCUCGCUAAAGAAAGGAGAGCCGCUCAAGUUUUAGGAAUCGUUAUGGGUGUCUUUGUCUUAUGUUGGCUUCCAUUUUUCCUAAUGUAUGUUAUUUUACCAUUUUGUAACAAUUGUUUCAUUUCAGAUCGAGUUGUAAAUUUUAUCACGUGGUUAGGUUAUAUUAACUCUGCCCUAAACCCGGUCAUAUACACUGUUUUCAAUUUGGAUUUCCGUAGAGCUUUUGUCAGAAUUCUUUGUAGAAAUGUCAAAUAAAUAAUAUAACUUAAAAUUCGAUAUGUUUAUAUCAGGUAAUGAUGUUUUGAAAAUGAAAUAUCUAAACUAAAAUCAGGUUGAAAGAAUUAAA